AUGGGCAAGCCCGAUGAUUCCGACGCGUCUGUAGCCUCGCUGGCGGGACAGGCAGGGGGAACGUGUUGGGCUCGUGCAAGUGCGCAUCUUUCUCCGAAUCGAGGGCCUCUUGCGCGUGUGCGGGCCACGGCGCAGCACAGCGACGACGAUAGUGAGAAUGAUGCCGAAGUGAGCUCUGACGCGCGGGCUCCGUCGCCCAACGCACGUACAUGUCCCAUGAGCUAUCCACUAGCGAAGCCGCACUGUGACCGGCUGGCAGGUAAGGUGCGUCCUGCGAUAAAGUCGGAGGCGAACGCAUCGCUCGCGCGCUCGCUGUGUGAGUGUGCCUUGUUUGUGUGUGGCGUGGUGGCUGUGCUGAUUCGCAUGGUGCACAGUGUGCCAGAGAUCCGCGACAAGGCAUGUGGGGUGAUCGUGCUCAGUACGUUCGUGCUCGUGUGCUUUGCGUGCCACGCGCGCCGGGCGUGUGGCAUAUGGGCCACGCAGAUCAGCUGCCUGCGGAAGACGGACCCGAGUGAUCCGCUGUACGCCCUUCUACUCCCGCUUGUGUCGAGUGCACAGCUCUUAGACAUUGCGCCCGAGGCCAUGCAGCAUGGCGGGGGCGCUCUCGCGCCGCCAUGGAUGCAGGUAGGACGAAGAGGCACCUGGCGCGCCGACCGUGUGGGAGCGUCGCCCGACCGGAUCGUGGGCCGCGGUGCGUUGCUCGACUUGCACGUCAUUUGCUCGUUCGUGUUCUGUGUCCACCUCAUGGCAUCGCAACUGGCGCGUGCGUACGCGAAGCGCCGCGGCUCGCACGCGCACGAGGGGCCUACGUCCCGAUUGCUCAUGUGCUUCUACACGUUUUCGCUGUUGGUGGCCGUGGCUGGCGUGGGCGUCCAAGUGCUGGCUCGCUCUAGUGGCUAUGGGCACCUCGUUCUUUCGCACACGCCUACGUGGGCGACGUUUCUGAUCGCGGUGCUGUACCAGUGUCUGCUGUUUCUCUGUACGCGUGUCGCGCGGCAAAACUGCACACUCGGCGAGCUUGCGAUGAUUGGCGGCGUGGGCACGGCUCUGUGGCAGGAGACGGUGAUUUCUACGAUGGCGCGCCUGGUGCCGUCGUAUGCGCAGUAUUACUUCCGUGAACCCUCGGCGAUCGUGCUGGGCCAACUCGCUCUCGUGGCAGGCAUGCUCUUGAUCGGUCUCGUCCUGAGCCCGCUCCUGGUCCUUUCGCGCAAUCUGGCGCAGCGCCCGACGCACCGAUUACGGUGGCCGCUCAAGCGCAACUUGCAUCGGCGCCUGCUGGCGCUGAGCUUUUUCCUGCUUUCGGCGGCGAUGGUAUUGUGCGUCCUGAGUCCCUGGCUUGCAUGGCAGCUGCACAGGCGAAGUGCAUGGCUGUACUUUGCCAGGUUCAUGCUGCAGGGCCCUCAUUGGUGGUCGAGGCUCGCUCUGCUGGUCUACUGGGGCUUGCUGUGCAACACGGCGCUGCUCAGCAUCCAGCUCAUGGUCAACCGCAUGUGGCAGUACGCUACGGUCGGUGACCAGGUCAAGGCGUCAUCGCGCGCGCUGCCGCCGUCGACGGCGCCGAGUGUGCAGCCGCAGCGCACGGUGCCGACGGCCACCGAGCGUGCGAGCACACUCGCUGCGACGCAGUUUGCUGAGCGGGGCGAGCGGGAGGAAAGCACCUCGCUCGGCCCGCGCGUCGCUGUGAGUGUGAAUGGCCGCCGCAAGUUUUUCCAUGCGCUCGCUGUGCUCCUGUUCGUGCCGGGCAUUGCGUGGGACCCGGCGUUUAUGCAUGUGGCGUUUAGUGCGGCGUUGGCCCUCUUUGUGCUGUGUGAGUACCUGCGGUACUGUGCCGUCUUUCCCCUGGGCGCCAUGCUGCACUUUUUCCUGAGCCAGUUUCUGGACAGCAAGGACUGUGGCCUCGUGAUCCUGAGCCAUGCGUACCUGUUGACAGGAUGUGCAGCGGGUGUCUGGAUCGAGAGCCAGAGCCGCAUCACGCAGCAGCUCGGCGUGCUCGUGUUGGGCGUGGGCGACUCGGUGGCUUCGAUUGUGGGUCGCCAGUACGGCCGUAUCCACUGGCCCCUGUCGAGCAAGACGGUGGAAGGCACGCUCGGCUUCGUCGUGAGUAUGACAGCGAGUGUGAUGGUGCUGCGCAUGCUCCGUCUCGUGGAAGCGUUCCACACAGGGGCGCUUUGUGCGAUCAUGACACUCCUUGCUGUCAUUGAAGGCGUGUCGGAACAAAAUGACAACCUCGUGCUCCCGCUCAGCGGCAUAUUUCUCACGUCCAUGAUCCCCCUACGCCGCUAG
Molecule: messenger RNA, 2283 nt
Organism: Malassezia restricta
Lineage: Eukaryota; Fungi; Basidiomycota; Malasseziomycetes; Malasseziales; Malasseziaceae
Product: dolichol kinase
Exons: 1
Coding region: 1-2283 (760 amino acids)
Biological process (GO): dolichyl monophosphate biosynthetic process
Cellular component (GO): endoplasmic reticulum membrane
Molecular function (GO): dolichol kinase activity
Source: RefSeq, a predicted model, not a curated record